Molecule: messenger RNA, 3009 nt
Organism: Menidia menidia (Atlantic silverside)
Lineage: Eukaryota; Metazoa; Chordata; Actinopteri; Atheriniformes; Atherinopsidae
Source: the annotation of a GenBank genome assembly
AACAAGUAAAACCUCCAACAAGAGUAAUUAGUCAGUGUGGAGGUCUACAUAAAUUGGUUAAAAAGGACACAGAUAUCUAAAAGUUAAUAUUUUUGAGCAUGACAGCAACAGCCCUGAAUAUCCUCCCACUUAUUUGUAACUUCAGCAUGAGAGGGAGCUAUUCGAAGGCCUGACAGCAUUGUCUCCAGCGUCAGUUGGGCCACAUGACACUCUGGGAGCUGAAUCAUGGUGGCAUAUCUCCAGCCGGAGCAUCCAGUUGCUUCUUUCAGUCUGUGACGGCAGCUGCUGGAGCCCGGGCCACUGUAGCUGAAAACAGGCAUUGGGGAGAGAGAGAGAGGGGCCCUAUUUUUAGAGUGGGGCAGGAUUACAUUGCAGGGUCUUCACAUCAGAAACCUUUUCCCUGCCCUGCCUUUUCCAGCCAGGACCCACUGCCAACAGGACCUCUGGCGUCCGCCUCUCUCCUCUGUCCACAGAAUCCCCUUGUUUGCCCGCUUUAACCCCUCCAGCCGCUGCCAUGGACCCCAACGCCAUCAAGGAGGAGCUCCGCUUGUUUCAGAGCACCCUGCUCCAGGAUGGCUUGAAGGAACUUCUGAAUGAGAACAAAUUCGUGGACUGCACUCUGAAGGUAGGCGACCGCAGCUUUCCAUGCCAUCGGCUGAUCAUGGCUGCCUGCAGCCCUUACUUCAGGGAUAUCUUCUUCACAGAAGAUGGAAAAGAGGUGGAAAACACCAAAGAGGUGGUCGUGGAAGAUGUUAACCCGGCCAUCCUGGACAUGAUCAUCCAGUACCUCUACUCGGCCGAGAUUGACCUCACCGAUGACAACGUGCAGGACAUAAUCGCUGUGGCGAACAGGUUCCAAAUCCCUUCGGUUUUUACAGUCUGCGUCAACUACCUUCAGAAGAAGCUAUCCCUGGGCAACUGCUUGGCCAUUUUCCGAAUGGGCUUGGUGCUCAGCUGUCCCCGCCUUGCCGUGGCCGCACGCAACUACAUUGCCGAUCGCUUCGAGCUCCUCUACAAGGAAGACGAGUUCCUCAAGCUGGCAGCUCACGAGCUGUUCGCGGUCAUCGGUGGGGACUCCUUAAAUGUGGAGAGGGAGGAGGUGGUAUUCGAGGCCGUCAUGGCCUGGGUGCGCUACGACAAGGAGAAGCGCACCAAGGUCCUGAAGGAUGCUUUCAACUGCGUCCGCUUCCGCCUGCUGCCAGAGAAGUACUUUCAAGACAAGGUGGAGAUGGACGACAUCAUCAAGGCCGACCCGGAACUGCAGAAGACAAUCCAGGUCAUCAAGGAUGCCUUCAAGGGGAAACUUCCAGAGAAACCCAAGAAGACAGAGGGAGAGGAGGGGGCCACAGGGGCAGAAGGCGAUGAGGAGGACAGCCCAUUCCCCGGCUUCCUAAACGACGACCGCAGACAUGGCAUGUUUGCGCGGGACUUCAUCCUCAUGAUCAACGACACGGCGGCGGUGGCGUACGACGUCAGUGAGAACGAGUGCUUCCUGGCAGCCAUGUCAGAGCAGGUGCCACGCAACCACGUCAGCCUGGUGUCACAAAGGAACCAGCUCUACAUUAUCGGAGGGCUGUUUGUGGAUGAGGACAACAAGGAUGUGCCUUUACAGUGUUACUUCUAUUUGUUUGAUCCGCUCUCCUCCGACUGGCUCGCCCUGCCGCCCAUGCCUUCUCCAAGGUGCCUCUUCAACAUUGGGGAGAGUGAAAACCUGCUGUUUGCCGUGGCUGGGAAAGACCUGCAGAGCAACGAAUCACUGGACACUGUGAUGUGCUACGAUGUCGAGAGGAUGAAGUGGAGUGAGACCAAAAAGCUUCCUCUGAAGAUUCAUGGCCACGCUGUUAUCUCCCACAAAGGACUGGUGUACUGCAUUGGAGGAAAGACAGAUGACAACAAAGCCCUCAACAAAAUGUUUGCCUACAACCACAAGCAGUCCGAGUGGCGGGAGAUGGCCGCCAUGAAGACCCCCAGGGCCAUGUUCGGGGCCGUCAUCCACAGGGGCAAAAUAGUCGUGGCAGGUGGAGUCAACGAGGAGGGCCUCACUGCCUCCUGCGAAGCCUAUGACUUUGCGAUGAACAACAACGGCGGCUUCCUGUACGCCGUGGGCGGCUUCGCUAUGGUCCAGACGGAGGCCAAAGAAGUGGCCCCCACAGAGGUCACCGACGUCUGGCAGUACGAGGAUGAGAAGAAGCAGUGGAGCGGCAUGCUGAGGGAGAUGCGCUACGCCGCCGGCUCCUCCUGCGUGGCCGUCCGCCUCAACGCCGCCAGGAUGCCCAAACUGUAGCCGGAUAAACGCUUCCUUUCUUUGCUCGGCCCACCUGUGGACUCCAGAUGACCACCUCCUCCUCUCCAGCAAGCCCCCCCCCCCCCCCCAACAGCUUUACCAUCGCCAAGUUAAUCUUUGACAUUUAUUUUAUCUGCCAGAUUCAACACUCGCUCCAGCCGCCUGUGAAAAGACUGCCUCAUCCCCACAGAGAGACUCCUUCAUCAGGCUUGUUUUGUAAAAAAUAAACAUUUGUGAACUCCUUCCGCCUGCUUUUGUGUGAUUUACGGACGGAUGACGAGGCGGAGGCUCUCAUCGUGUCACCAGGCCAUAAGGAGGGGGGGGGCUUUGAAUUUAUUACUGCUCUCACAUAAAUAAGGAAGUGAAACUGGGUAAAGAACAGUAAGUGAUGUUUUCACAAUUAAACACUGAUGGUUGAACUUUGCCAUGGGAUCCUACAACAGUACUGAGAUGAUGGUUUGAGAAUGGAAUGUAGAUCUUUAAAAAUUUUUUUUGGGGGUGUGUUGUUGCUUUGCUUCAGUUAAUUGUUAACAUGGAAAGUUUCAAGCUUUGGAUCAAGAGCCAUGCACAUUUUUUGCAUUUCUUAUUAGGCUAAAAUUGAAAAGUGAUCCCAAUGUUUAAAUAGAUUGUUAUCACAGUAAAACCUUUUUGAAAAGGUUUCACUUGGUGGUCUAAGCAACAACAACAAAAUUGCUUCAAUUGCUGUUAAAAAUUACAUUAAGUCA